AUGUAUCCGCCUAUAGACGCAACCUCACCGCUAGCCCACGAAGUCGCGUACAAUGCCAUCGACUAUGCCAUGUCACGUGGCCUCGUAGUUCGAGCACCAGCUUCCGUAUCUACAUCAGAAGACGUACCUAUUGUAACUCAUGCUCCAUUCGCACUUUUCCCAACCCCGUUUCCUAAAUCUGCGUAUGAGAAUGCAGUCGAAUUGCAGCCUAUAUUCAACAAGCUGGUCGAUUGCUGUGCGAGGGAUCAUGAGUUUAUCACAGAGGCUAUGGAAAGCUUAUCAAAAGUCGACGAUUUCGUGGAAAAGCUGUAUGAUAUAUACAAGAAAGUGCAUGCGCUUGGAACCGCUCAGAAAAUCACGUUCGGAUUACACAGAUCAGACUACAUGCUCCAUAACUCUUCCAAACCGGGCGAGCCCGAAACAUUACACGUCAAACAGGUCGAGCUAAAUACAAUCGCAGCAUCGUUCUCGUCGCUAUCACAUCAUGUAUCGAAACUGCAUCAGUAUCUGGUGCGUACCCAACCGCAGUAUACGUUGCCGGAGCACUCGUAUAUGCCAGAGAAUACGAGUAUUGAGACUAUACCGAGGGGGUUGGCUAAGGCGUGGCAGUUGUACGGUAAUCCAAAGGCUGUGGUGGUCAUUGUAGUUCAACCUGGUGAAAGGAAUGCGUUUGAUCAGAGGUGGAUUGAGUAUACAUUGUAUAACGAGUACAGUAUCACCCUGAUACGAAAGUCACUAGCCGAAAUACACGAACAGGCAUCCAUUCAUAGUCCUGGAGGUCCUCUGAUCCUCAACGGCCAAGAAGUAGCCGUAACAUACUUCCGCGCAGGCUACUCCCCAACCGACUACCCAACGCACGCCGAAUGGGACGCCCGACUCCUAAUCGAGUCAUCCAGCACAAUCAAAUGCCCAAACAUUGCCUACCACCUCGUCGGGUCCAAGAAAGUGCAGCAGAUACUCGACCAGCCUGGAAUGGUCGAACGGUUUAUUCAUGAUGCGGAUCAGGUUGCUGCAUUACGGAAGUGUUUUAUGGGCCUGUAUCCACUGGAUGGAAGUGCGGAGGGGAUUAAGGCUAUGCAGGAUGCGCUGGAAAGUCCCGAGAGGUUUGUUAUGAAGCCGCAGAGGGAGGGUGGAGGAAACAAUAUAUAUGGAGACGACAUCAAAACAACACUUCAAAAACUAUCGCCAGCUGAACGAAACGCAUACAUUCUCAUGGACUUGAUCAAAGCACCCGUACGUAAAAGCAUUAUGGUGAGGUUGGGCAAGGUGAUUCCUGGGGAUGUGGUUAGUGAGGUUGGGAUUUAUGGGAUCUGGAUCAGUGAAGGAGAUAUAGUUCAUAUGAAUGAAACAGGCGGACACUUGUUACGAACUAAAGCUAGCAACUCUAACGAAGGGGGUGUUGCAGCUGGGUUUGCAGUGUUGGAUUCGCCGUUACUCAUCAUUGUAGCAUCUGAAUCCCAAGCAGACACAAUCAGAGCACAGACCAAGCUGCAACUAGAAGCUGAUUUACGUCGGAUCUUGUCGAGAGACAAGAAAGUAUCGCCUCCUGGAUCGGCGAAUCAAGUCGAACAGGCUGAUUCGCAGAUAUACGUUGUAGAUGAUGAGGAGACUGAUGAGGAUCUAGAUGAUGGAUCUGGGGAGGUCGCGGAGGGAGAAGUGUGUCUCGUGUCGUCGGGUAUUAAGGGUGGCGAUGACGCUGAUCGGUAUUGGUUGGCGUUUCAUGUGCCUUGGGAAGAAAUGGAUUCGAGUAUGGUUACUGUGGCUGGAGUUGAUAUGGUGGUUGUUAGGUAUUGGGAGGAUUAUAAAUAUGGAACUAUGUUUCCGCAUGAGUUGAAGCCAUUCGUACCCGGAACUGGUCUGUAUGAAAAGAUGGUGGCUAAUAGGGCCUUUACUAGCUCGAAAGGAUACCGUCGAGCAAUGGACUUUCUAAACACAGGCAAAGUGCCAAAGAUGUUUAAAUGGAAGAACUGGGGCAUGUCUGGCAAAUACAGAACAAUUGUCGCAACCGAUUCUCCUGAACCAGAAACCAUUACGACUAGUAGACCCCAACGACGUGUCUCAUCAACUCAAAUACAACAACCACCUCAACAGCAACAGCAGCAACAACCUGUACGAGCUAAACGAGCAGCCACACCCCAAAUUGUGACUCGAGGAGCAACACCGAAACAAACAUCCCCAGAAGCCGACUAUAGCACCACGACCAAUAGUAGAUAUACAGCCAAACCUACUUACAACACCAACAACGCACGCACAAAACCAACCGUAAACCACCUCCUCGCCCAACUUUUCCCCGAAAUGAACCAGCUCGACGAUGACGGCCACAACCGACGCGCACCCACACCACCCAUCCAAACUAAACGUGUACGAGAUCAACGACCCGCCGUACGUGGUCGCCAAACCGGGAAUGCACACAUGUAUGCUAAUACUAACGCAACUCCCGAACCGCUAUCGACAUCAACGCCUAAAAUCAUGUUUAUGAAUCACCGGGAUGCCAGUGCGCCAUUACCGGAUGAGUUGAGGCACCAUUUGAUGAACACGUUGGCGUAUAGGAAUGUGCCGAGACGGAAGGGCGGUGAGAGGGCGGGUGUGUUGGGGGAUUUGAGUAGGCAUGUUGAGGUUGCGCGGAGUAUGGUUAUGAGAUGGGGCGCUGAAGAUCGCGGUGAAGUGGACGUUGAUGAGCGAGUGUUGAACGGGAAUAAGAAGAGGGUUAAUGCUGCUGUUGGUGCUAGUAAUAGUGCAGAAUUGGAACGCGGGAAUCUUAAAAAGGCGAAACGAUGA
Messenger RNA from Synchytrium microbalum, 2778 nucleotides. RefSeq names its product glutathione synthase (gene GSH2). The transcript has 14 exons. The coding region runs from base 1 to 2778 and encodes 925 amino acids. Gene Ontology annotation, cellular component: cytosol. NCBI's taxonomy places the organism in Eukaryota, Fungi, Chytridiomycota, Chytridiomycetes, Synchytriales, Synchytriaceae. Gene Ontology annotation, molecular function: glutathione synthase activity; glutathione binding; ATP binding. Gene Ontology annotation, biological process: glutathione biosynthetic process. The record is from RefSeq and is a predicted model, not a curated record.